AUGCCGCCACCUCCAGCUCCAGCUCCCCACCCACAACAAACAGCACACUCGCACUCCCUUUCCGACCCAGAGACCUUCUGGACCACACACGCGAAUCGGCUCCACUGGGCCCAAAACCCAACUUCGGCUCUGACCCGAAGAACGAAGACGCUGCCAAGCGGUGUCCAGCACGAGCAUUGGUCCUGGUUUGAGGACGGUAAGAUCUCCACAAGCUACAAUUGCCUUGAUCGGCAUGUGGAGAAUGGAUUGGGCGACCAGGUCGCUAUUAUCUGGGAGUCUCCCGUGACAAACACCACGGAGGAAUAUACGUACCGGCGGCUACUGGAUGAAGUGGAGGUUUUGGCGGGCGUGCUUAGGGAGGAGGGUGUUAAGAGAGGUGAUGUUGUUAUUAUUUACAUGCCAAUGAUCCCCGCCGCUCUAAUCGCUGCACUGGCAAUAACCCGCCUCGGCGCAAUACACGCCGCCGUCUUCGGCGGCUUCGCAGCCGCGUCCCUAGCGCAACGAAUUGAUGCAGCGCGUCCCAAAGCAAUCAUGACCGCCUCGUGCGGAAUUGAAGGGUCCAAGGAUCCAAUCUCGUACCGGCCGCUCGUGGAGGGUGCCGUAUCUGCUGCCACGUUCAAACCUAGCAAAGUGAUCGUCUGGCAGCGGGACCAGCUGCGGUGGAAUAAUCCGGAUAAACUUGGUGGGCAGCGGAACUGGCAGCGUCUUGUCAAGAGUGCACGUAUGCGCGGGGUAAAGGCAGGUCCUGUACCUAUCAAAAGCACGGAUGCGCUUUAUAUAAUUUAUACCAGCGGAACAACCGGUCUACCAAAAGGCGUCGUCCGCGAAGCAGGCGGCCACGCCGUCGGCCUAGACCUCUCCAUCCGCUCGCUAUUCAACAUCCAAGGACCGGGCGACGUGAUGUUCUGCGCCUCGGAUAUCGGCUGGGUCGUCGGGCACUCAUAUAUCCUGUACGCACCACUACUAGUCGGCGCAACGACAGUCCUAUUCGAGGGUAAACCGAUUGGAACCCCCGACGCAGGAACCUUCUGGCGUAUCGUCGAGAAACAUCAAGUCAACACGCUCUUCACAGCACCAACGGCCAUGCGCGCCAUUCGCAAAGAUGAUCCCAACGAUACAUUCUUCAAACAGGUCGGUCAACGGGGCGGUCUUAAAUCACUGCGUGGCCUGUUUCUAGCCGGUGAACGCUCCGAGCCGAGUAUCGUUUCCGCGUACCAGGGACUUCUGUCGAAAUAUGCGGCCGCGGGUGCGCAGGUCGUUGAUAAUUGGUGGUCUUCGGAGAGUGGCUCGCCUAUUACGGGUCUUGCACUGGAUGCCGGUGCGGCUCUUGUCACGCCUACACCCACAACCCCAGAGACCAAAGCAAAGGCCCUACCAACGCGACCCGGCUCGGCAGGUCUUCCCAUGCCAGGCUUCGACGUCCGAAUCGUCGACGACAGCGGACAGGAAGUCAAGCCGGGAACAAUGGGCAACAUCGUCAUGAAAGCGCCCCUCGCUCCGACAGCCUUUACAACCCUUUUCCAGGACGAGGAGCGCUUUUAUAAGGGGUAUUUGAAGAGAUUCGAUCAGGCGGGUAAUUGGGUUGAUACAGGCGAUGCGGGGCUAAUCGACGAGGACGGCUACGUGCAUAUUAUGUCGAGGUCGGAUGAUAUAAUUAACGUUGCGGCGCACCGGUUUAGUACUGGAACGAUCGAACAAGCAAUUCUCUCCCACCCCUCUAUAAGCGAAGCAAGCGUCGUCGGAAUACCAGAUCCGAUUAAAGGGCAUCUCCCCUUUGCAUUCAUCCACCUCCGUGACAGCGGCGAAGAUCUCCCCGCAAAGGCUCCGGCGAAACUCUUCAGCGAAGUAAAUGCCCUAGUUAGGACUCAGAUUGGGGCUAUUGCGUCGCUGGGCGGGAUGAUUCAGGGGCGGGGCAUGAUUCCGAAGACUAGGAGUGGGAAGACGUUGAGGCGGGUGUUGAGGGAACUUGUUGAGCGGGGUGUGAGGGGUGAUUUUGAGGGGAGUGUUAGUGUGCCGCCGACUGUUGAGGAUUUGGAUGUUGUUGACGUGGCGAGGGGGAGGGUUAGGGAGUAUUUCCAGACUCGGGUUGGGGAUGGAGGUAGGGCUAAGGCUAAGCUUUAG
Molecule: messenger RNA, 2121 nt
Organism: Penicillium manginii
Lineage: Eukaryota; Fungi; Ascomycota; Eurotiomycetes; Eurotiales; Aspergillaceae
Product: putative acyl-CoA synthetase
Exons: 4
Coding region: 1-2121 (706 amino acids)
Source: RefSeq, a predicted model, not a curated record